AUUGCUACAACUGCCCUAACAACAACUGCUACAACAACUGCUCCAACAACUACAACUGAUACAACAACUGCCUCAACAACAAAAACUGCUACAACAACUACCCCAAAUACAACUAUCCUUACAACGACUACUGCUACAACAACAACUGCUACAAGAACAAGCGCUACAACGACAACAACUGCUACAACGACUGCCCCAACUACAACAAUUG
Molecule: messenger RNA, 211 nt
Organism: Seriola dumerili (greater amberjack)
Lineage: Eukaryota; Metazoa; Chordata; Actinopteri; Carangiformes; Carangidae
Product: integumentary mucin C.1-like
Exons: 2
Source: RefSeq, a predicted model, not a curated record